AUGUCACAACGACGUAUGUCAAGGACAAGUGCAAACGAACAGAAACCCAGUUCGUCAAGUUCAUUUCGUAUUUCGGAUCCGACUAUCAUUGAUUCGACGGUUAACACGACGGUGCAUACCGGAUUUACUACACCAAUCAGCAAUUCUGUCCCACCAGUUUUCAACACCUUAAACAAUCCCUUUGCUUUUAUCAACAAUCGUGUACCUAAUAAUAAUGACAAUGACAAUCGGAACUAUUUAUUUUCAACCGAUCGAUUCAAUCCUCCACUUUUACAACCUAAUAUUUCACCUUAUGCUGGUAUUAUCAAUAAUGAUCCAAGAUUCCAUUCUACCUCAGCGAUUUUUGCAAAUCCACUUCGGCAAUACAACUCAAUGGCUAUUAAUGGGACAACAACAUUUGAUCGGUUCUUACAAUCUCUUCCGCCAUCACAAGGGGCCGCCGCGAUAAAUACAUCAGUUCCUGUAAUCAGCAUAGCUUCUGCUACUCCUACUAUUCCGGCGGCAGGACACACAUCAUUACUUCCAAUAGCUGCAACCAAUAAUGUGGAGCCAUCAGCAUCAUCCAAUAUUCCGCCACCUUUAUUGAAUGAUCAGCCAUACAGAUAUUUGCUAUCAUUUGAACAACAAGCUAAAAUAGCGCAUGAAGCAGCGAUGCAUUACGCAAAUUUAACGGAACAUUUAAUGGAACAUGCAAGGAAUGCAGCGGCAGCCGAAAAUAUGCCGCUACCGCCAUUACCACAAGCGGUAUUUUCAAUGGUUCAAAAAUAUGAUCAAAAGAAAGAAUCGUUGCAAAAUUUUCAACAACAACAACAACAACAACAGCAACAAGAAGGAGAAAAAAAGGAUCAGCAUCCAACAUAUCUUACACUUAACAACAUGGCUACAUUUCCGCUUUCUGAUGCAAACACAGGAGUAGAUCGUAAUAUUUCUGAUCAACAACAAAUAUCUUCCGGAUUACUUGGACAGAAACGAUCGUUCACUGCUCCAUUCUCUGAAUCAGUACCAGUGAUGAAAGCUCGAUAUUCAGAUACUGUAUCUAAUACCACUGACACUACUCCUUCUCGUUCCGAAAGUAAUUCGUCAAAUAAAACAACAGCCGAAAUAUUACCCGUCUUAUCACCGCAUCCAUACUAUCCGGCAUCGAUGGAAAAUAACUUUGAGCAACAGCAAAAUGAAGUGAAAAUGGAUGAAAAUGGAAGGAAGAACGUUGCAGAAACGGUUAAUCAAUCAAUAAUUACACCAUUACGAACAAUUCAAGAACGCUUCAAUGGGAUGAAUGCAAAUUACGAAACGAAAGCAGACAGAAUUAUUCUAACGCAUGAGAACACGUCAAAGAAUUCUAGCACAAAUGCUUCUGAUAUAACGAAUACAUCAUCACAGCCCAAUUUUGAUUCUGGAAUUUCGAUGAGCGCAAGUUCAACGGAUAAACGGGAGCAGUUGUCCUUUGAUAAGCCAUCUUGGCCUACUUCAUUUACCGUAAGCAAUAUCCUGGUAGGAAAUGAAGGAAAAGGCGAAAUGGAUUCGUUAAAGCAUGUAACAGAAUCAACAACAGCUUUAAUAUUGAACCAAACGAAAGCGUUAAAUCCACAGGUAACAACAAACAUACCGGUAAUGCCAGCCAGUAACGUACUGCCAUAUCCGGUUUCACAACAAACCAUACAAAAUUGCAUAAACCAAGUAGUACAAACAUCCGGAUCUUCAAUUAUUCGUGCGCCAUUCAAAAACUUACCAGGAUAUACCAUAACAACAAGUGGAUUAUUGAUCACACCAGAUGGACGAGCAAUCCCACCAGCUGUGUAUAAUUGUUUUGGUAUACCGCGGCAACCAUUAGCUUCAUUGGAUUCAAAUCAAGAAGAUGACAAUAAUUUAUGUGCUAUAUGUGGUGAUAAAGCCUCAGGAAAUCAUUAUAGUGUACCAAGUUGUGAAGGAUGUAAGGGUUUCUUUCGAAGGACUAUACAGAAGAAAAUAGAAUAUGUCUGCUACAAGCAAAAUUCUUGUUUAGUCGAUCAAAAAAACCGGAACAGAUGUCAGAGCUGUCGGUUUAAGAAGUGUCUUCGGUUAGGCAUGCGUCAAGAAUCGGUACGUUUGGAUCGUAAUCGACGACGGAAAAAGGAUGAAAGCAGAGAAAAAGAAAUAGAAGAGAUCGAAGAAAUGAAAAAGCUUAAAGCUACAAUUAUCAGCGCUUACCGCGAAGCAUUUCCUCCAGGAUUUACUAUCGAUAAUCGGGAUGAAGCUGUAGAGAGGAUUCAUAUAUUCCUGAAUAAUAUUCCGAUGAUGAAUGAAAUUAAUGGGAAAGAUCGAGAAAAAGUGAUUGACAAUGGUGUUUAUGCAGCUUUGACUUUGCGUACUUCUUUCACAACUGAAAACUAUGAAGCAAUUGUGGGUGUUCGUAGCGAAGCGUUAGAACAAUGCGUGAAUGGUUUGGGAUUCGAUGUUAAUGAAGAAGAAAUGGCAAUUCUGACAGCAUUCUGUUCGUUGCAAAACUGCAUGGGAAUGGAUGACACUAACAAAAUUCAAAAUAUCGCUGCCAAAUUAUGUAACUGUCUCCGUGUUCAUUUGACAGCUUUCUACGAUGGAAUAAACGAAAUUCUGUACAAAUGCAUGAUGAGUGUAACGGCGUUAAUGCUAAUGCAAGCAAGCACUUAA
Molecule: messenger RNA, 2646 nt
Organism: Cercopithifilaria johnstoni
Lineage: Eukaryota; Metazoa; Nematoda; Chromadorea; Rhabditida; Onchocercidae
Source: the annotation of a GenBank genome assembly